Molecule: messenger RNA, 2454 nt
Organism: Passer montanus (Eurasian tree sparrow)
Lineage: Eukaryota; Metazoa; Chordata; Aves; Passeriformes; Passeridae
Gene: RRP9
Product: ribosomal RNA processing 9, U3 small nucleolar RNA binding protein
Exons: 16
Coding region: 1-2217 (738 amino acids)
Cellular component (GO): small-subunit processome
Molecular function (GO): protein binding; snoRNA binding
Source: RefSeq, a predicted model, not a curated record
AUGGGGCUUACCAAGAAGAUGACGAAGCAGGAGGUGCAGGACAGCUCCUUCACUUACAUGAGCAGACACAGACGAGGCCUGCGGGAUUCCCAACCUGGCACAAGGCGGGAUUCCCAACCUGGCCGGCCUUUUGGACACUGCAGUUUGGACCCUUCAGACGUGUCCCAGCAUCACCCGUCCCAGACAGACGGACACCACGGCAGCGUGGCCAAGGAUGGGUCCCGGGAGCUGCACACAGGACGUGGGAGGGGAGCAGAGGCCAUGCCCGACACUGGAGGCUGGCUGGGGGUCCCUGAGGGGCAGAACGAGUUGAUCACGGUUCGGGAAGUGCCAGCCCGCUGUCACUGUCACCGCGGGGUCUCGGGCUGCAGCACGGGGCCCCAAGGGACACGGGGGGCAGAGGAGGCAGCGCCGGGGCUCUCACAACCGGUCCCGGGCGGCGGGUCCCCGGUGCGAGUGGGCGCUCCCGGGUACGAGUGCCCGGUCCCCGGUGCGAGUGCCCGCUCCCGGUGCGAGUGGCCGGUCCCCGGUGUGAGUGCCCGGUCCCCGGUGCGAGUGCCCGCUCCCGGGUACGAGUGGCCGGUCCCCGGUGCGAGUGCCCGGUCCCGGCCGAAGGGUGACGGGCACCGGGACCGGAGGGGCGGGGCCAGAUGCAGGGGGCGUGACCAAAGCGUGGAGGAGGGGCUGCGGGGCGGGGCGGGAGGCGGGAUCCCGCCGGCCGCAGCCAAGCCGGGCCGGGGGGCACAGGGAGGGGCGAGGAAGGGCUGCCUCGCCGGGGUCGCCGCCGUGGCGCUUUUGCUGCCCCCCUCCCCGUUCCCGUCUCGUCGAUCGCCCCGUUUUGUCCCGCAGGCACCGGGCGGCGAUGGGAGACCGCGGGCUCGGGCCGGUCGGCCCGGCGAUGAGGAGGUGUCCAGCGACUCCGAGACAGAGAGCCCGUUGCUGGGGCGGCGGCGGCGAGAGGCAGCGGAGGAGGAGGUGGAGGAGACGCCGCAGGAGAAGAAGCUGCGCCUGGCCAAGCAGUACCUGGAGGAGCUCCGGCAGCUCGAGGAGGAGCGGGCGGAGGAGGAGGAGGAGCUGGAGCCGGCGGAUCUCAUCGGCGACCGGCUGAAGGAGGACGUGCUGGAGCAGAGAGGCCGGCUGCAGCGCCUGGUGGCCAAAGAUGUACAGCCUCCAGAUCCAGCCAGGAUCCGUGUGCUGCGGGGACACCAGCUACCCAUUACCUGCCUUGUCAUCUCUCCUGACGACAGAUUCAUUUUUUCUGCUUCCAAGGACGGCUCCCUCAUCAAAUGGGAGGUGGACAGUGGGAAGAGGCUGUGCGUGGUGCCCGGGGGCAAGAAGGGCACGGAGGAGCGGCACAUGGGGCACGCGUCCCAAGUCCUUUGCAUGGCCAUUUCGUCGGAUGGCAAGUACCUGGCUACAGGAGACAGGAACAAGCUGAUCAUGAUCUGGGAUGCAGCCACCUGCAAGCGCCUGCACAUCUUCACGGGGCACCGCGACGCCGUCUCGGGCCUGGCCUUCCGAAAGGGCACACACCAGCUGUACAGCGCUUCCCACGACCGCUGCGUCAAGGUCUGGGACGUGGCUGAGAACGCCUACGUGGAGACCCUGUUUGGACACCAGGACAUCAUCACGGGGCUGGACAGCCUGAGCCGGGAGUGCUGUGUGACAGCGGGGGGACGGGAUGGCACCGUGCGGCUCUGGAAGAUCCCUGAGGAAUCACAGCUCGUGUUCUCCGGGCACCAGGGCUCCAUCGACUGCAUCCAGCUCAUCAACGAGGAGCACAUGGUGUCUGGUGCUGACGAUGGGUCCUUAGCCCUGUGGGGGCUGACGAAGAAGAAGCCGCUGGCGCUGGCUCGGCAGGCGCACGGUGAGCAGGACGCCCAGGGCCUGCAGCAGCCCUUCUGGAUCUCAGCCGUGGCUGCCCUGCGCAACAGCGACCUCCUGGCCACAGGGUCCCACAGCGGCAGUGUGAAGCUCUGGAAGUGCGGUGAAGGAUUUCGGAAGCUGGAGCACCUCUUGGACAUCCCCUUGGUGGGUUUUGUCAACAGCCUCAAGUUCUCAGCAGCUGGUGACUUCCUGGUGGCUGGCAUCGGGCAGGAGCACCGGCUGGGACGGUGGUGGAGAAUCAAAGAAGCCAAAAACAGCAUCUGUAUCAUCCCCCUGAAGCAGAAGACCACAGCCUCUAGCCCUGAAGAGGGCUCCCCUGGCAGCUCCUAGCCCUCUGUCCCUGGAGCCACUGGAGCAGGUCCUUCUGUCCCUGGAGCAGUGCCCCACACCCUUGGUGCAGCCACCACCAUGCUCAGCAGGAUGUGAGUGGGGGUUGUUGUCACACGGCCCCUGAUUCUGCUGCCCCCCAUAUCUUGAUGUGGCUCUGCCCUCUGCGAGGGUCUGUUCCCUUUUCUCAGGUUUGGCUGUACCUGAGCUCUGGAACAAUCCAUUUUGUAAAAAAAAAAC